AUUCUGAACAUGGGACUUUCCAGAAGGACCACACUCCUUCCGUGCAUCCAUUUGACCCAGGAAGUUCUAGAUUUGGACUGUCCAGGGAGUUUGCCUGCCUCUCCAGAGAAGGAUGGCCGUGUGGUCCCUGUGGUGUCUGCAUCUCUGGGCAGCAUUACUUCCCAUUGCGGAUACCGGUGCCCAAGUGCAGGGAAAGGUGGGGGGCUCAGUGCUGCUAGUGGCAGAGUGCCCCCAUGGCUUCCAAGUCCGUGAGGCCAUCUGGAGAUCUCUAUGGCCUUCAGAGGAGCUCCUGGCCACGUCUUUCCGGGGCUCCCUGGAGACUCUGUACCACUCCCGCUUCCUGGGCCGAACCCAGCUGCACAGCAACCUGAGUCUGGAGCUUUGGCCACUGGAGUCUGGAGACAGCGGCAACUUCUCUGUGUUGCUGGUGGACACAGGAGGUCGGGCCUGGACCCGGAUCCUGCAACUCAAGGUGUAUGAUGCAGUACCCAGGCCCAUGGUACAAGUGUUCAUCGCUCUAUUGGGGGAUGGCCAGCCCCCAAAGACCUGCCAGGCGCUCCUGUCCUGUCGGGUCCCCAACAUCAGUGACAUAACCUAUAGCUGGCGACAGGAGGGGACCAUUGACUUUGGUAUCGAGCCACAUGGCCUCUUCAUGGAUGGACAGGUGCUGAGGGUUUCACUGGAACCAGGAGACAAGGAUGUGGCCUAUUCCUGCAUUGUCUCCAACCCUGUCAGCUGGGACUCGACUACAGUCAUCCCCUGGAAGAGCUGUCAUCAUGAGGCAGUAAAGACCUACUACAAAGAUGUACUGCUGGUGGUGGUGCCUGUCUCGCUGUUCCUGAUCCUGGCUGGUCUCUUCUCUGCCUGGCACUGGGGUGCCUGCUCAGGAAAAAGGAAGAAGGAUGUCUGUGCUGAUGGAGUGGUUCUAGAGACAGAGAGCCCCCUUGUGUAGAGUCUGCCAUAAAGGAGGAGAUAAACUGAUGCCCGGAUCAUGAGGAACCCCACUGCAUGGGCACAUGAUGGUCUGGUACAUAUCUGGUGCCUGGAAACGACCAUGGUCUUCGUACCUCCCAGGAGACGCCAUCCUACUUUCCAGGAGCAGCCUGGGAAGCCAUCACACUGGGGGGACAGGAAACACUGGCAUGACCUUCCACACCCUCCCCCCUCCCCUCCUCCCUCAUUGCACGUCCUGGUUCUGCUCUGGGCAAGAUGGACUUAAGAGGACAUUCCAUAAAGGACACUGGGCAUUCUCCAAGACACUGGACAUUCUCCAGGACCCACAGGGACAGUGAUGACCCAGGACAUUCAUUCCCUACCACUGUUCAUGAGAUAUUGUUAUGGACUGUAUUUGUCGCCUCAAAACUCAUGUUGAAGUCCUAGCCCCCAAUAUCUCAGAAUAUGACUAUUUGGAAAGAGGACCUUUAAGGAGAUAAUUAAGGUUAAAUGAGGUCAUUGGGAUGAGGCCUAAUCCAAUAUGCUUGGUGUCCUUAUAAGAAGAGGGAGAGAUACCAGGGAGGUGUGUACGCAGAGGGAAGGAAGCCACCUGCAAGCCAAGGAGAGAGGCCUCAGAAGACACCAAACCUGCUGACACCUUGAUUUUGAACUUUCAGCCUCCAGAAC
Molecule: messenger RNA, 1620 nt
Organism: Hipposideros armiger (great roundleaf bat)
Lineage: Eukaryota; Metazoa; Chordata; Mammalia; Chiroptera; Hipposideridae
Gene: SLAMF8
Product: SLAM family member 8
Exons: 5
Coding region: 113-952 (279 amino acids)
Biological process (GO): regulation of B cell differentiation; leukocyte chemotaxis involved in inflammatory response
Cellular component (GO): membrane
Molecular function (GO): signaling receptor activity
Source: RefSeq, a predicted model, not a curated record